AAAAGGCUUAACAAUCGUUCUUUCCAACGCUCACCUCUUCACCACAGAAAAAUCUCGCUCCAGGAAUUGCGCGUACCCAUCGAUCGCGUCAAAGAGGUCAAAAUGGUUGAUCAGGUUCAGCACCCUACUGUCAUGCAGAAGGCUGCCUGCCAGUUCCUGAGGUCCAGCGUUUCUCAGGACAUUAAUGCUUAUGAUGGGGCUUUCCAGAGGCCUUCUAUGCACCAAAGGCGUGCUGCAUAUGGAAACUACUCCAAUGCCGCAUUCCAAUACCCUCUUGUCCCCACAAGCCGGGUCGCAUCAACUGCUUCCCCGGUGUUUGUCGCAGCUCCAUCAGAAAAAGGGCUAAGUAUCUUUGCUAUUGAUUUCCUGAUGGGUGGUGUUUCUGCUGCUGUGUCGAAGCCCGCUGCCGCUCCCAUCGAGCGUGUCAAGCUUUUGAUCCAGAACCAGGAUGAGAUGAUCAAGGCCGGCAGGCUUUCUGAACCCUACAAGGGUAUUGGUGACUGUUUCAAGAGGACAACGCAGGAAGAGGGAAUUGUUUCAUUGUGGAGAGGAAACACUGCCAAUGUCAUCCGUUACUUCCCCACUCAGGCCUUGAACUUUGCGUUCAAAGAUUACUUCAAGAGGCUCUUCAACUUCAAGAAAGACAGGGAUGGCUACUGGAAGUGGUUCGCCGGCAACUUGGCCUCUGGAGGUGCAGCUGGUGCGUCAUCCCUUCUCUUCGUGUACUCCCUUGACUAUGCCCGUACCCGUCUGGCCAACGAUUCCAAGGCUGCCAAGAAGGGAGGUGAGAGGCAGUUCAACGGUCUUGUCGAUGUAUACAAGAAGACCCUCAAAUCCGACGGUAUUGCUGGACUCUACCGUGGGUUCAACAUCUCCUGUGUCGGUAUCAUCGUCUACCGAGGUCUCUACUUUGGUCUGUACGACUCUAUGAAGCCCGUCCUCCUCACUGGAGACCUCCAGGAUAGUUUCUUCGCCAGCUUUGCCCUCGGGUGGCUCAUAACCAACGGAGCGGGACUGGCAUCAUACCCAAUUGAUACGGUCAGAAGAAGAAUGAUGAUGACAUCGGGUGAAGCUGUGAAGUACAAGAGCUCACUCGACGCCUUUGGGCAGAUACUGAAGAACGAGGGAGCGAAAUCGCUCUUCAAGGGAGCAGGUGCCAACAUCCUCCGUGCCAUUGCAGGUGCCGGAGUUCUCGCCGGUUACGACAAGUUGCAGCUCAUUGUCUUCGGCAAGAAGUACGGUUCUGGUGGUGCCUAAGUUUGCACAAAGCACCCAAGCCAUUUUGAAGAUGUUGAUGAAAUCUUGUCUUUUUUUGUUCUCUCUAGAUUUAUGGGUUUUUAUCAGAAAUAAUUAAUAAUUCAUGUUUAGGAGGAGGUUAUGCCACACUUUCCUUCGAACCUUAUUAUAUUUAAAAAAAACGAUUUUGGGAUUAGGAGCUGUUUUUGUUUGACGAUGAGGAAAUUGUUAUUUGUUCU
Molecule: messenger RNA, 1475 nt
Organism: Tarenaya hassleriana
Lineage: Eukaryota; Viridiplantae; Streptophyta; Magnoliopsida; Brassicales; Cleomaceae
Product: ADP,ATP carrier protein 2, mitochondrial-like
Exons: 5
Coding region: 103-1257 (384 amino acids)
Biological process (GO): mitochondrial ATP transmembrane transport; mitochondrial ADP transmembrane transport
Cellular component (GO): mitochondrial inner membrane
Molecular function (GO): ATP:ADP antiporter activity
Source: RefSeq, a predicted model, not a curated record